Molecule: messenger RNA, 2697 nt
Organism: Mercurialis annua (annual mercury)
Lineage: Eukaryota; Viridiplantae; Streptophyta; Magnoliopsida; Malpighiales; Euphorbiaceae
Exons: 2
Coding region: 52-2466 (804 amino acids)
Molecular function (GO): hydrolase activity, acting on ester bonds
Source: RefSeq, a predicted model, not a curated record
AUAAUCAUCAAUCCAAAAUAAUAGUAAACAACAAAACAAAACAAAAAAAAAAUGAGGAAAUUCGAGUGUUUAUUCCUUUGUAUUACAUCAUUUGUAAUAUGCUUAUCAACUUUCAGUUCUGUGUCAUAUGCUCAUAACAAGCCAGUUUAUGAUCCUCAUAACUGUUCUUGUUUAGCUUCAACUGGUCAGAGCCCGUCUUCUUCGACUGGUAAGCAAGGCUCGUCGUUUGAUUUCAGCAGUCAGACGCAUCAGAAAGAAGCCUCUGGCGGUCAGAGUAGUCAGCAGAAUUCUGAACAGAAUAGCAAACAGAGUUCGGAACAGAACAGCAAACAGAGUUCUUCCUCCUCGAAAAACAACCAGGAGAAGCAAAAUGAUACUUCUGUAGGGGGGAAAAUUGAUUAUUCAGGAGUUCCGAGCAGUAAAAAUGAUACUGCUAAUGCUCCUGUCCAGGAAAAUCAGAAAGAUAACACCACUUCAUCAACAUCUGCUAAUUCUACCGACACUUCAACUAGUUCGGGCCACGCAACUGGUGGCGGACAGGGAAGUGGAGGUGGAAGCGGAGGCGGACAAGGCAGUGGAGUCGGAGGCGGACAAGGUAGCGUAACCGUAGGUGGAGGUGUAUCCGGAGGCAGACAAGGUAGCGCAACCGGAGGCGGACAAGGUAGCGCAACCGUAGACGGACAAGGUAGCGCAACCGGUGGCGGGCAAGGUAGCGCAACCGGAGGCGGGCAAGGUAGCGCAACCGGAGGCGGGCAAGGUAGCGCAACCGGAGGCGGGCAAGGUAGCGCAACCGGAGGCGGGCAAGGUAGCGCAACCGGAGGCGGACAAGGUAGCGCAACCGGAAGCGGACAAGGUAGCGCAACCGGAGGUGGACAGGUAGGCGGACAAGGUAGCGCAACCGGAGGUGGACAGGGUAGCGCAACCGGAGGAGGACAAGGUGGCGGACAAGGAGGCGGACAGGGUGACGUACAGGGUCACGGACAAGGUGGCGUACAAGGUGGUGGACAAGGAGGCGGACAAGGUGGAUUCGGAGGCAAAUUCGGAAGCGGAAUCGGAAGCGGAAUCGGAGGCGGAAUCGGAAGCGGAAUUGGAAGCGGAUUCAAAAUCGGAUGGGGAGGCGGAUUCAAAUCCGGAUGGGGAAUCGGAGGCAAAGGCGGAGCCGGAGGGGGAGCCGGAGGCGAAGGCGGAGCCGGAGGGGGAGGGGGAGCCGGAGGCGAAGGCGGAGCCGGAGGGGGAGCAGGAGGCGAAGGCGGAGGCGGAGGCAAACUCGGAGGUGGACUCGGAGGCGGAGUGGGAGGCGGAUUCGGGGGCGGAGGCGGAUUCGGGGGCGGAGUCGGAGGCGCAGGCGGAGCCGGCGGUGGAGUCGGAGGCGCAGGCGGAGUCGGAGGCGGAGGAUCCUAUAGCAAAUCAUUCUCCAAGGUUUUUGCAUUUGGUGAUUCAUUUACUGAUACAGGAAAUGCAGCUUCUAUGGAAGGUUUUAAAUCAUUCCUUGGAAUAUUCAAAAAGUUCUAUGGUUCGUCCACUAACUUAGCCGGCCAUAGACUAAGCAAUGGUCGAAUUCUCCUUGAUUUCCUCUGCGACGAUCUCGGGUUGCCUCCGAUUCAGGCAUAUAAGGAAGGAGGUGCUGCGAACUUCAAUUCUGGUGCAAACUUUGCAAUAGCAGGAUCAACUUGUCUCUCAAGUGAUUUUUUCUCUAAUCACGGACUCCCUCUCAACUUUUGGUGGAAAGCAAAACCUGAAAGUGUGUUGAGUCAAGUUGAUUGGUUUAACAGAUUUAUGCUAAAUUCGGGCUGUAAAGGUAAAACUGAAGCUGAAUGCAAAGCUCAGUUAGCAGACUCACUCUUCUGGGUUGGUGCUGUUGGUUUUAGCGACUAUGCUCGAAUUUUCGGUGCCGCUAUUAAUGGACGAUCAUUGACCGAAACUUCCGUCGAUCACACCUGCAAAAUGCUAAAGUCAAUGCUGGAUAGAGGUGCAAAGUACAUAGUUGUUCAGGGGCUACCACCAGUAGGCUGUUGCCCGGUACAAAUGAUGAUGAAUCCGUCGAAAGAUCGCGAUAGUUCAGGAUGCUCGUCUGGAAUAAACUCAAUUGUACAAGCUCACAACGAUCUCUUAAAGAAGAAAGUAGCCGAAUUCAGCGGACAAUACAACGGUUGUGUAAUAUCAUAUGCAGAUACCUGGGGAGCAUACAAGCAAGUAUUAGCAAACUACAAAAAGUACAACUUCCAAGAGCCAUUCAAGGCAUGUUGUGGAACUGGAGGAGGAGGAUUCAACUUCGAUUUACAGGCUAUGUGCGGAUCCACCGGUUCUACCGCCUGUAACAAUCCUCAGAAUUUCAUCAGCUGGGACGGAAUUCACUUCACUGAAGCUAUGCAUAAGGUACUUGCAAAUAUGUUCUUCAAAGAAGGCUUCUGCACUCCAUCAUUUGAUUCAAUGGUUAAAGCUAAAUUGGCUGCCAAAGCUGGUUAAGGCUUUAAAUCAGGUUUGAUUAGUACUAAACCAAUAAAAGAGGCUUACAUAUGCUAUUUUGAUUGCUUCAAUAGCUAUGUUAAAUGGAGCCCUGGUGGUUGAUUUAUAGAGUUUCAACUGUAAGAUUUUUGUUUAAUUUCUGCAAAUAGAGGAAUUUAUGUAAUACCGGAGGUUUAUCUCCGUUGUAUAGGUUAUCGAUCAAUUGAUUGAAUAAAAUUUACCAUUGUUAUA